This is a messenger RNA of Suillus subalutaceus, 541 nucleotides long. RefSeq lists its product as uncharacterized. The annotation marks the transcript as partial. The transcript is spliced from 4 exons. Lineage: Eukaryota; Fungi; Basidiomycota; Agaricomycetes; Boletales; Suillaceae. The record is from RefSeq and is a predicted model, not a curated record.
CUCACUGCGUCAACCAUCAUCAUGUCAUUCUCAAACGCACCAGCCAAUAUAACUCCUCCCGAAUCGCCUACCACUGCAGACUUUAAAACAACAUGGACCUUCAUCAAGCAGCGAAUGGACCACAUUAUGACCACAGACGAGAGCGUCUCCCCUGAUGAUAGAAGCGUCUCUAUACAGCGGCAUACGACUACUGUUCAGCCUAUUCGCCUUAUCACGAUUAUGUUUUCAGCUCAACAACAACAAGGGGCUGGUGAAUCGGUCAUCGUGGGCUGCCCAGAACUGUACGGCAACGUCAUUGAAUAUUUUAUCAAUCGCGUUCGAGCUUCUCAAGGAUCAAUGCGAUAGCCUCCAAGAUGAAGCCCUCCUGCGGCACUAUGCCAAUGCAUGGAACAGAUAUUCAACAGGUGCUAACAUAAUAAACCAAAUAUUUUCCAACACCGAAAACGACUCUAAUAUUCAUGAGGAAGAAGAAGAUCAGAGAAGAGUGUUUUUCGGUAUACACUAUGGCACUCAGGAAGUGGAAAGGCAUCCUUAUUUCCCA